AUGGAUACUGAAAUCGAUUACGGGCUCGAGAAUCGUCUGAUCGAGCCGAAGGAGCAGCCACAAUCAGCAGAGGUGGAAAUUCAGACGUUACUGCCAUCUGAACUUCUGCAAGAUGGCCUGCCUGACGACGAUGACGAUUGUGUCAUAUGUUACUUGACACUGUAUAGACCAGUGAGGACGGAGUGUGGUCACUCGGCUUGUGAACCGUGUAUGCUUCACUGGGCAAUAGCUGCAAUGGACAUCAAGACCGAUCAUUCCACUCUUCCCUCAAACUUGGCAGUGGACGGCAUCAAGUUCAAGUGUCCUACCUGCAGGACAUAUACGCAAGCGACAUUCGAUACUGAGCGGAGUGAAUCAUUGAAAUCUCGCCACCCCGAAGACUAUGCCUCCCGAGCAGCUGAGGUUGACGACAUUGAAGCGAGCCCUGACGACGAAUUCGGAACCCAGACCAUGCUCAUCAUGUUUGGCAACUCUCAUCGAAAGCUUACAUCGACUGCCGACUCUUCCCUCAUCGCCACGUCUGCGGAAAAAAAUACUCACGAAUGGACCUUUUUCGUACAAUCCUCCCGACAAGACCUCGUCGAGAAGGUUGACGUGAUCCUGCACCCAACAUACCGAGAAAACCGCUUGGUAACGCUCUCCCAUCCACCAUUCGCAACCACGCAUCAAGGUUUACAACUACGCGAAGGAUGGCAGUGGGUCGAUGAAGCAACGGCCGUAGAUAGUGACGCUAGUAAAAAUCGGUACAAAGAUCUGCUGCCUAUAGAAUGGGCUCUAGAUCUUCACGAGAACGGCCAGCAAACAAAUAGGCUUGUAAAGUUUCGGAAGAUUCAGCCGGAGAAAGGAAAGAUGAUGGACGAUCCUGUUGUGGACGUAGAAGAGGAAGAGGAGCUGGACUUGAGAACUCUGGCUGGAAUCAUAAGUGAAACUGAGAUCGAGCAACUCAGGCACACCAGAAGAUUUAAGAGAAGAGCGAGCUGA
Messenger RNA from Lithohypha guttulata, 981 nucleotides. RefSeq lists its product as uncharacterized. Gene Ontology annotation, molecular function: metal ion binding. The transcript is spliced from 2 exons. The record is from RefSeq and is a predicted model, not a curated record. Gene Ontology annotation, biological process: regulation of DNA-templated transcription. Lineage: Eukaryota; Fungi; Ascomycota; Eurotiomycetes; Chaetothyriales; Trichomeriaceae. Bases 1 to 981 code for a protein of 326 amino acids.